Messenger RNA from Camellia sinensis, 1103 nucleotides. RefSeq names its product protein RER1A. Gene Ontology annotation, biological process: retrograde vesicle-mediated transport, Golgi to endoplasmic reticulum; protein retention in ER lumen. The record is from RefSeq and is a predicted model, not a curated record. Gene Ontology annotation, cellular component: Golgi membrane. Lineage: Eukaryota; Viridiplantae; Streptophyta; Magnoliopsida; Ericales; Theaceae.
GUUCAACCCCGCAUAUAUAUAUUUACUGUCCGUAUAACAGUCCAAAACUCUUCUUACUUACCUAAAUCAGAUCUCUCUCUCUCUCUCUCUCUCUCUCUCGCCUUCGUCUCCAAUCUCGCUUUCAACAAUCUCUCCACUGCUCCAACUUCAUCGGAGGAGAUCUGUAGGGCUGUGAAGCUCAUUUUUUAUGGAGAGCGUUGGAGCUGAGGGUGCUUCAGCAGCUGCACCUCUAAAUCAGUGGAGGCAUGAUGCGUGGAAACUUUUCCAGUUUUAUUUGGAUAAAACUACUCCUCAUGCAGUUUACAGAUGGGUUGGAACCGCUAUUUUAACUUUCAUAUAUGCUCUGCGGGUUUUCUAUGUUCAAGGGUUCUAUAUUAUUACCUACGGUCUGGGUAUCUAUAUAUUGAAUUUGUUGAUUGGGUUCUUGUCGCCUCUUGUUGAUCCCGAGGUAGAUCAUCAUUCGGAUGGGCCAAUGCUACCAACAAAAGGUUCAGAUGAAUUCAAGCCUUUCAUUCGCCGCCUGCCUGAGUUCAAGUUCUGGUACGCUAUAACAAAGGCUGUAUGUAUAGCAUUUGCCAUGACCUUCUUUUCCAUGUUUGAUGUCCCUGUCUUCUGGCCCAUACUACUGUGUUACUGGGUCGUUCUAUUCGCCCUCACAAUGAAGCGUCAAAUCAUGCACAUGAUCAAAUACAAAUAUAUCCCCUUCAGUGUUGGAAAACAGAAAUACAGUGGCAAGAAAUCUGCUGCAAGUAGCAGUGGAUCCCGUGCAGAUUAAAGCUUGUGUGUUGGUUUUAGACCAAAUGGAAACGGAUCCAAGGAGCGAACAUUUGGAAAUAUUCAUUGCUAUAGAUGUUGUUUCAAGUAAUUUUGUAUUUUAUUUUAACUAAUAUGGAUUGGAAACCAUGGAGUUACAGACAUGUAGUUGAUCAGUUGUUUAUGCUAGAUGAUGCUGCAUGCAUGUUGCAGAAGUGAAACUUGUUUAUACACAAUGCUAUGAAGAUUCAAUUCUUUUUCUGUUCUUUUCAGGGACUGGUAAUGUAAUAUGCUCCAAUCUAAUGGGAUAUUUGUCCCCUUUGACAUUUUAUUUAUUUAUUAUUGUAGUC